AUGCCGGGCAUCUACUCCGGCCUGACUUACCUCAUCAGCACUUGGUUCCCCCGGCGCGAACAGCAGCUCCGAUUCGUCCUCCUGCAGUCGGGUGGUGUCCUCGGCCUCACAACGGCAAACAUCGUCAGUUUCGGUCUCAAUCACUUAGACGGCGUCGCCAGUCUGGAUGGUCGCGCAGAUAUGAUACUCAAGCUAUUCUCAUGGAGUGCGCUGCUUUCUAUCUUUGCCGAUACCAAGAUCCAUGGAUUUGCAGUGAUGUUCUUCCUGCUCAAUCUUGUUUCGACCGCCCUCUUUCUAACAAAUAGCUUCAUAAUGUUUGGCCUUUCACAAUCGACACAAGUCACCGUGCGAUACAUAGUCACCUUCCUAUCUACAGGCGCCUACGUCUCAAACUGGGCUGCACUUAAUGCGUUCUAG
Molecule: messenger RNA, 417 nt
Organism: Penicillium taxi
Lineage: Eukaryota; Fungi; Ascomycota; Eurotiomycetes; Eurotiales; Aspergillaceae
Exons: 2
Coding region: 1-417 (138 amino acids)
Cellular component (GO): membrane
Molecular function (GO): transmembrane transporter activity
Source: RefSeq, a predicted model, not a curated record